GGGAGGGUGCGAGGGGGACCCAACAUUGCGUGGGAGCAGAGAUGACAAGAUAGUAUUGUACCUAACUAGUAUUUCAAGGUGUACUGGAAAAUGUAGCAUUUAUAUGCAAAAUGAGAGUGGUUUUGGGGGUUGUAAUAUAUGAAGUGUAGCUCCUGCAAUUACCUCAGCUGCUGUUGGAGAGCUGUGUGCACCGCAGAGCAAACACUGUUCAGCAGACGUGGCAAAGUGGGGCUCUUUUCGAGUGCAGAGUAUUUUAUUCACGUGUGUUUGCUCAUUAUUUUACAGUGGGAUUUAGUCUGUAUUCUGAAAAUAAAGUGAUUAUAUAUAUUUUUUUCCUUUCAUAAAUGUACACAAAUGUAUCUCAGUAAGUGUUUUUAAUGAGUAAACAGCUGAGCGAGUCCAGUUUCAUUGUGGGCCAGCGGAGUGGAAGAGUUGGUGGUAAUGCAAGUAAAACACUGAGGAUGCUUUAGAGAUGUGGAAGACUUGAUGCAGUUGUUGGGGCUUUCCAGGCCAAUAUCUUGUCUCUAGCGAUGGCAAUCACUUGAUAUUUCAAAGAGAACUCUCAAAAUCUAGCAAUCAGCAGACGUGACUCAGUUUGCCUCUUACAAAGGUUUUGUGAUGAUCUAAGUCUCUGGGCUUAGGAACGUCUUGUUAUGGCAACAGGUGAAUCAUGAGCUGCUGUGUAUCGUUCCCAAUGUGCCGAUACCAGAUGUCAGAUUGGAGAAGGACAAUUAGUUGGAGAUUCUCAGGAGGAAUUGGACUGUGCCCCCAAAACAGGGCUCUCAAGCAGAGCUCAGCGCAGCCCACACUGAGAGUUUCCAUGCACAGGCAGUUGUUGUUUGUGGCUGGGGAACACCCCAGCCUUCCUGCUUGUAAAGCUGCCACUUGGAUGCUGCAAUAGCCUGCCCUGAAAGCUUAAUCCUCUCCUUGAAAGAGUACUCACGCUAGCAAGGUGUGUAAUGCUAGCCAGUAGCAAUAAUUUUCUGAGCUGUUGCCUUUUUUCUGCCUGAAACAGUUACUAUAAAACACAUUCCUUGGGGAGUGUCAGAAUGCUACAGGUGUUACGCAUGCAAGCAAAGUAUUAAAGAUUAAAAAAAAAGGCACAAAAACUCUUUCUGUGGGUUAUAUUUGCCUUAGGCUUAUAUCUAUCUGUCUAUAUCUAAAAGGCUUCACCAGAGCUGUAAAAAUGCAAGCAGUGUCUUUUCGAGAGCCUUUGUGUAUAGGUACAUAUACAUGCGUGUGCUUUUUUCCUUCUUGGCAAAAGGAGCAGUGUCAGAACACACACAGUGGGAUGCACGCCAUUCAGUAAUUGUGUUGUGUGUGUGUGCGUGCACGCCGUUCUUUGAAAGUGCAAACUGCUGCGGGAGAGGCAUUGGAACCACAUGAAAGGGCUGCAGCUCCAGGGCAGAGCAAUCAAGAGGGUGCUCUCCUGCUUUUUUUGGGCUGGAUGUGAAUGGAAGGAAGGCGGUGCGCUGCAUUCGGGAUGGAGCUCUGCAUCUCUGGAAGGUUCUUGCUUUCCUCUGACUUGCGUUAUGUCUCGGGAAGGGUGCUGUGUGUCUUCUGCCUCCGUAAGAGCAGAGAGGCACAGCCACCUGCAGCGUGGCCUCUGCUGGAGAUCAGGGGAGCACAAUGGAGUUGUUAGGUUCAGUAUGUAUUUGUUUAACUGUUCUUAAGAUGCAAACUAUGCAACAAGACCUCUAAAUACUAAGCACUUCUCACCUGCACAGAGCAGUUUAACAUGAGGGUGGACCUGCAGGAGCAAUUCCCGCAGUAUUCCUUCCUGGGGCUCCUGACCAUGCACCGUGCCACGUGUAGGGCAUUGCAUCCUAUUGUUCUGAGUACAGGCUGUGGCUGACAGACCGUCAGGGUGAAGGUACUCAGCGCUGCGUCCCUCACCACUACCUGAAUCAGGUGACACAAUUUGUGCUGACUCAGUCCCAUACCGGGACCGGCUUUUGAAAGCAGCUCACACCCUGGGAUGGAACUGCAGCAGCAGUGCAGAUUACGGGGUAUGUUAAUAUAUAAUUAAUGGUAAUGAUACGGACGGUGGGUUAUUACAGGGUAGCUGCCGUGCGUGAGCUCCAGCCUCCCUUUGCUGCACAGAAGCGGGCACCUGUGGGCUGAGAGGCUGGGGGCUGCAGGAGGUGGGUUCAAAGCAGCGGGCUGCAAGAUGCAGCAUGCCGGGGGUGUGGGGCACCCACGCUCUUGGAUGCUGGGCCGGGCGCUGGCAGCCUCUCCGCCCACAGCCAGGUUAGCUGUCUUGCCCCAAAGCAGGCUUUUUUUUUUCCCAUGCCAAAACAAUUUGGCAAAUUGCAACCCAAAUUUGGGCUGGCGUGACAAGAGCUUCAGGUGGGUGAAAUCUCAUGCGGGGGCAAGGCUUGCCCUGCUCUUGGGUUCUCCAGGACUGGGCGUUUCUUGCAGGAGGCUCCUGGUCCUGGUGGUACAGCCAAGUCCCAGGAGGCCCUGCAGAAUCUGCAUAGCGUGGGGGGUGCUUGGCUGCUGGAGGAUGUCCCGGUAGGGCUUCUCUAUCAGGCCAGCUCAGGACCAAUGCUGCCUGGUGGCCAGCUUGCCUUUGCUGAGCCUGCCCAAUCUGGGUCACUGCCCCCAGAUGUUGUGCUGACCAAGGCUGAAGAACAGGUGUUUUCCCCCCGCCUGGUGGGAGAGGAGAUAGGGAGUUCUGUUUUGCCUUUGGCCAUAAAAUGCUUUGACAUGGGAUCUUCCACCUGGGCACGCCCAGGGUGGGAGUGCAUGUGUUCUGAGGUGCCUGGCCCUUGCAACUCUGCUUGGGAUAGGAUUGACUAUCACAGGGUGGUGGGGCUCAGCACCUUGGUGCCUGCUGUGUCCCCUGUCCCCCUCCUGGCUCCAAUGCAUUCACCCUCUGCUCCUGGCAGCCUCCUGCUUGUUCCUCAGAGCUCGCACUUCAAAGGUAGGUCUGGCUGGGUGCUGGACAAAGAAGGGCUGUAAUUUGGCUGUGUUCAGGGUGGGAGCUAGAGCCUGCUUGCCCUGCCCACACCAGCCCUGCCUCUGCCUCCCGUGCCCAGCAGCAGCCCUAUGUUUGCAGCGUGCAGCCCCACCAGCACCGAGGCUGCUCUUCUGAUGCAGAAGGGAAGCAAGAGCCAGUCUCACUAUGCUGACCUCUUCUUCCUCCUCCUCUUCUCCUUUUCCCGGGUGCCCUGGCCUGCGGGCAGAGGAACUUGGCUGGCCCCAGCCCUUGGGUUCCUGGUGCUCCAUGCCAAGCUCCAUGAGCAGGUUGGGAUGGGGAUGGAAGCUGCCAUCAGCGCAGCUCCAAGCGCAGCAGGGCCUCUGUGCGGCCAACGUCUCUGGGCAGCAGCGGAACCAGCCCUGAGAACGUCUGCAGAAACAAUAGCAAUUGUUCUCUUUCUUUGUUCCCUUCCCUCCCCGGAUGCUGCGGAAGAAGGAGCUGUGCGGGUGGGCAGAGUGCGCUGCCCCUGCGCCGUGCUGCCCUCAGCCUUCUUCCAAGAAGUGUGUUUGUAUGUCGGGCAGUGCCUCGGUGCCGGGCCGUAAACAUGGGCAGCUGUUGCCUAAGCUUGAGCUGACAAAGCCUGAAUCAUCACUAACAAUAAUACGAGCUGUCGAUGGGGAAAGCAGUGCAAUUGGGCCGUGAGUCGCUUUGUCACGGGGCAGGAGAUUUCCUUGCAGCAGCGGAGCAGGGUGGCUCUGAUCAGGUUUGGUGCCUGGGUUGGGGAAUCUUCAGCUGCCGGUGGGGCUGAUGAGUGUCGGGUCAGGGAACGUGCCAGAACCACAGAACAUCCCAGGCACGUGGACACAAGUCCUGGGGCUUCCCUGCCUCGCUUUCUCCAUCCAUUUGUCACCCAUUGGCUGCCUGCUGCGUGGCCAACACCGAGGGCUUCCCGUGCAGGGCAGGAGGCUGCUAGCUCUGUCUGGAAGCCCACGGAGUGCUGGUGCUGCAGCAGGGUGGGAUGGUGGGACCGGAAUUGCUGCUGGGAGCUGGCAGUAAGGCAUGCAGUCGGAGCGCUUUGUGAUUUUUGUGGUGGCAUUCCUAAAAAUGGUGCCUUUUGCAAUCCGCGUGGCCCUUUGCCAAAACUUUCCUGGCAGAACCCCUCCAAAAUUUCUGGGAAUGAAGUUUUUUUAACUGGGGAUUGGAUUAAUGGCAACCACAGUCGCUGGGUGCUGCUGACAGGUUUACUGGUGUGGGGAUUUCUGCAGGGUGGCCUUGGGGAGCCGCAGACGCUCCAGGGAACGUGGGGAGGGAUCUUGACGCUGAAGAAAGGGCAGAGCUGAGGAAUGGGAUGCCAGCCCUGGGUUUUCUGCCCACUCCCACGUGAUGAUUUGUCUCUGAUGUUUGCUGGGAGCGUCAGCCAGGAGCAAACCCAUGCAUUCCAUCCUCGCUGGGCUGCUGUAUGCUCCCUGGGAAGGACCUGAUGGUGAGUUCCUCCGGAGCACCCGGGGAGCAGUUAUGCUGUGGGCAGGACCCCUGCAGUGAUGCGGGUGCCCUUCUCGCUCUGUUCUCUGCAUGUGAGCUCUGUUUGAAAUGUGCUGUCCACAGAUAUUGCUUCUCAACCUUUCUUCAUCCAGGGAUGGCCAAACUUUUUUGGGAGAAGUCCAAGGAUCGUUUUGUUCAGAGCUGCCACAUGGUUUUAUUUACAACCCAUAGGAACUAGGCAAUCAUCUCCUCUGUUUGUCUCUUUCAUUCUGUCCUCCCUCAGUUGCUUGUGCGCACAGGAAUGUGCAUGUGUGCUUAGGAACAGCUCUGCAGCCCUAUUCCUGGUGCUGCUGGGACAAGGAGCAGGUCUUGGGCUGAGCACAGCCACAGGCAUAGGUGCUCCCAAGCCCUUGUUUAAAAACACGGGUUGGUUCCCCAGGGCACAUCACCUACAGCUUCCCAAGCUGAAGAACAGUGAAAACCCUUCAGGGCCAUUGCUGUCCCUCUCCUCACCAGCUUCAACCUUGAGCUGCAGGGCGGGCCACCCCUGUCCACCAAAAUCACGUGAGGUUUGUUCUCCCCCCCCCUUGGCAUUCCUGCAUCUCUCUGCUUUUGCAGGGCACAGCAGCAGCUGUGACCUCGGGUCUGGUGAUGUCCUCCUCGGCUUCUGGCAGCUUUUUAACCAGUGAAGUCCCCAGAGUUAGCUGUGUCCCGGUGGGAAGCCAGGCCCUGCUGGUGCUUGGGCAGCACACACAGAUCCGGCCGCUGACGCAUGUCCCCACGUGCUGCCAGCUCCCCGGGCCGUGCUAACGUGACACAUGUGUGCAGCACUGCCACGGGGGGAGACUGCGGGGCUGUGGGGCGCAGUGGUCGCUGUGGGGUUCGGGCCGAGGGCCGUGUUGGUGUGUGCACCUUUGGUGGUUUGUCUCCAAAAAAGCCCUGGUUUGCUUCUCAACGUUUUGUCGUUUUGUGCUGGCCGUCAGCUUUCCAUUCUGCAGUUUGCCUCGCAGGAAUACUUUGGGGUGGGGGGAGCUAAUUUCAAUUGUUCGGAGGAUGGAAGUGCCUUGCUUUGUGGCAAGAGGAAGCAGGCAGCGCUCGCUGCGUGCGGAGAGUUUUUCCACUGCUGUCUCCUGUUUGAGCUCUGUAACCUCGAGGGUUUCUAAACUGGGACUUGGCAUAUCCCUGCCCUCCCCAUAGCAGGUCCAGCUGCGAUGCCCAGCCCUAGGCUUGGAGCUGUGCCUUGGGCAUGGGCAGAGUGAUCGGGCAUCACCUGCAUGGGAGAGAAAUGCCCCUCAUGGGAUCUGGCUCUUGGGGCAGGGUGCAGCAAACAGGAGGGGAUGGAGGAUCUGCCCGGUCCAGGCUGGGAUCGCUGCCGAAAGCCUGGUGCGUUUGAGGGCAGCACGGUGCCCACCUUGGCCUCCGUGGGCAGCGGCCGAUGUCGUGCCUUCCUCCAUGUGACCUCAGCAAAAUGAAUCACCAAAACUGAAAGGAAGCAAAAGGGGAAAAAAAAAAAAAAAAAAAAAAGAAUCCCUCCCCAAAGCCGCCUUCCAGAGGGCUGGGCACAAGAUAAAAGCUCUCCGAAGGAACGGGGCUCCUCCUCUCCCACCGCCGUCUUCCCAUUUAAAUGUCUGUGCGCCGCGGCCAGCCCAGCACAUCUUGCAGCCAGGCAGUGCCCACGCAGGGGCAGGGAGAGCCGGCCCUUAGCACUUCGCCCCCAGCCCUGCUCUGACGGAUGAUGCGAGAGCACCCAGAGGGCUGAGCACCGCUAAGGCAGCCCCAUGUUGGCCCCACUGCUGCUCUGGGCUGUCCUCCUCCAGUGGGCGUGCGGCAGGAGCUGGCAGCACUGCACAGAGCUGCGCCCGCUGGACGUGCUGGCAGAGCUGCUCCCCGGCAGCGGGGCGGCCCGCGGUGCGCGGGUGCUGCAGGCACAGGGGCUGAGCGGCCUCCAGCUCCGCGCCUCGCGGCCCCGCGCCCUGGCCUUCCCCGCCUCGCGCCUCUUCCUGCACUGCGACCGCUUCCCCGAGGAGUUCUCCAUCAUCGUCACCCUGCGGGUGCUCGCCGUCCCCACCAAGAGGAACGAGUACAUCUUCACGCUGAUGGCAGAGGAGAGCCCCGGCGUGCUGGUGGGGCUGCGCUACUCGCCCAGCAAGCUGCACUUCCUCUUCUGGAGCCCAGAGCGCUCCGGCGGCUGGCAGAACCGCGUCACCUUCCGCAACGUCUCGCUGGCCGACAGCCGCUGGCACACGCUGGUGCUGGCCGUGUCCGGGCAGUCCUUCUCGCUGUCGGUGGACUGCGGCCUCCCCAAGGACGUGGUGGUGGAGACGCCGUUUCCCCCUUCUCUGUCGGUGAAGAGAGCCAGCUUCUACCUGGGCAACAGGAGGAGGAGGAAAGGCUUCUUCACGGGCUUGCUGCGGCAGCUCGUCCUGCUGCCAGGAGCUGAUGCCACCCCUCGCAUCUGCACAGCCGUGAACUAUAAAGCCACAGCGCUCUCCAUCCCUGCAGUUCUCCAGGACGUCCCGGUGAAGGCAGUGAGCAACGAGGUGCUGAAGUACCCCCAUGGAGCCAACAUGAAGGUGACCCUGGGGUCCCGUCCGCCCUGCACCAAGCAGGAGAAGGCACAGUUCUGGUUCAACGCCUCCCGGAGAGGGCUGUACCUCUGCGAUGGCAGUGCCUGGAUCUCCAUGCUGGAAGUCAAGCAGCGGCUGGACUACGUGGAGGAGUACCAGGACCUGGUGACCAACUCUGAGACGAUGGGCGUCGAGGUCUUCACCAUCCCCAGGGUGGGACUGUUUGCAGCCACUGCCAACCGGCACAGCCCCCCCGGAUCGGCCAUCUAUAAGUGGACCGAUGGGAAGUUUGUGCUCUACCAGAACAUCCCCACCUACCAAGCUCAGUCCUGGAAGUAUUUCACCAUAGGCAAAAAGAUCUUCCUAGCAGUGGCUAAUUUUGAGCAGAAUGACAGGGGGCAGGAGUUCUCUGUCAUAUACAAGUGGAGCCACAGGAAGGAGAAAUUCGUCACCUAUCAGAGGAUCACCACGCACAGCGCGAGGGACUGGGAGGCGUUUGUCAUUGAGGGAGAGGCUUUCCUUGCAGUGGUCAACCACAGAGAAGGGAAUAACCACAACAUAGACAGCGUGAUAUACAGGUGGAACCCCAGCACGGGGCUCUUUGAGACCAACCAGACAAUCCCAACCUCUGGAGCCUACGACUGGGAAUUUUUUGCUAUUGGGCCUUAUUCCUUCCUGGCGGUGGCCAACACUUUCAAUGGCACAUCCACAAACAUCUACUCUCACAUCUACAUCUGGCUCAGUGGCUCUUUCCAGCUCUUCCAGUCCAUCCUGACUUUUGGGGCUGCUGACUGGGAGGUCUUCCACAUCGGGGACAGAGUCUUCCUGGCUGUGGCCAACAGCCACAGCUACGACAGCAGGAUCCCAGCACCUUCUAACUUCUAUGCCAUCAACUCCUCCAUCUACGAGCUGAACAUCACUGCCCAGAUGUUUGUCAAAUUCCAGGACCUCCUCACCUACAGUGCCCUGGACUGGGAGUUCUUCUCGGUGGGAGACGACUCCUUUCUGGUGGUAGCAAACUCCUUUGAUGGCUUCACCUUCUCCAUUAACAGCAUUAUCUACAGGUGGCAAGGCUAUGAAGGCUUCGUGGCAGCUCACCACCUCCCCACCGUUGGCUGCAGAGACUGGGAGGCAUUUAACACCACAGAGGGCUCCUACCUGCUCUACUCCAGUGCCAAGGAGCCCCUUUCCAAGGUGCUCAAGCUGAAAACCACCUGAGGUGCCCGAGGCACGCUCAGCUCCUUGCCAGGAUGGGAGUGGGCUGGGCACUGAGGUGAGGACGGACCGAGGCACGUUGAGAGCCUGGGGACAGCUGCAGUACCCGUGGGGCUGUGCGUGCCACAGGACAGAAGGACGGGAGCUCCCAGGUCAGCCAUCUCCAGCCAGGGGUCCCAGAGCUCUGCUAUGGUGGCUGAAGCUUGUGCAAAGCCAGGGGAGAAGAAGCCUGAGCAGAGCGCGUGCCGCUGGAUCGGGUGCAUGGUGUUGGGAGGAAACGAUGUGUGAGAAGUUGGGGAGAUGCUGGCUUUAGGCUGGCUCUGGUUGCCCAACGCUCAGGGCCACGGUGUGCCCAUGGGCCUGAUGCUGCCCCACGCUCUGUGUCCGCCUGCAGGCUGAGGACAGUGUGUACAUCAUGCAAAGCCACAGGUAUGUGCUGCAGCUGGCAGGCGGGUGUCGUGUCACUGUCAGCAUGGUGCAGGUGGCAGGGCAGGCCAGCCUGACGUUGGCACUUGUUCAGAGGGUUUUGGAGACAUGUGUUGGCACAUCACUGGCAUCCACCGCCCGGUCUGAUGCUGGUCCUGCACCCCUUUGCACAGGGUGGGGGAUACUUUUCCUUGCCUUUAUCUGGGGGCAUCUUUUGCUUAACCAGAGCUCAAAUAAACUGCUGCACCCCCUACAA
Messenger RNA from Gallus gallus (chicken), 8869 nucleotides. It is a transcript of the gene TSPEAR, whose product is annotated as thrombospondin type laminin G domain and EAR repeats. The transcript has 12 exons. The record is from RefSeq and is a predicted model, not a curated record. Lineage: Eukaryota; Metazoa; Chordata; Aves; Galliformes; Phasianidae. Gene Ontology annotation, biological process: signal transduction. Bases 6184 to 8190 code for a protein of 668 amino acids.